CCGCAGUCUCGCGCGGCGGGAUGGCGCCCGGCCGGGCUCCGUGGCCGCUGCUGCCGCUGCUCGCGCUGCUGCUCGCGCUUCUGCUGGCGUCGCCGGCCCAGGCCGAACUGCUCCCGCCCUUCUUGGACGUGGCCAAGGUGGCUCGGAUUUGGGCCACCGCCACCUGCGGGGAGCCGGACCCGGAGAGGCCCCAGCCGGACCCGGGCAGGCUCGAGCCCGCGCUCUACUGCAAGCUGGGGGGUCCCUCCUCCCGCCCCGGCAAAGGCCUAAUUCUCCAGGGCCAGUUCUGUGACAUCUGUAAUUCCAGCGACCCGGAGAAGGCGCAUCCAGCCACCAACGCGAUUGAUGGCACCAAUCGUUGGUGGCAAAGCCCUCCUCUCUCCUUGGGCAAGAAGUACAGCCAGGUCAACCUCACCUUGGAUCUGGGUCAGGUCUUCCGUGUGGCCUUUGUUUUCAUCAAAUUUGCAAAUUCUCCUCGCCCAUAUCGUUGGGUCUUGGAAAGGUCUGUAGACUUUGGAAGCACCUACACACCAUGGCAAUAUUUUGCUGCAUCUUCAGAAGACUGUAUGGAACACUUUGGGAAGGUGGCAGAUGAACCUCUCACCAGGGACGAUGAUGUACCCUGUGUCACGAGAUAUUCCAGGAAUAUACCUUUGGAAGAUGGAGAGAUUAAGGUGUCCUUGAUCCUCAACCGUCCAAGUACAAAAACUUCAAGUUUCUCAAAUACCUUGAGGGAGUUUAUGCAGGCAACAAACAUUCGUCUGCGUUUUCUCCAACCCAACAGCUUUUUCGGCUAUCACAUCUCCGGAUAUUUGAGGGAUCAAAGCCUCACUCGGCGGUAUUACUACAGCGUAAAGGAUAUCAGCAUUGGUGGGUGGUGUUCUUGCAAUGGCCAUGCUGAAGAGUGCAACACAAACAAUCCCCAAAAACGGUACCAGUGUGAAUGCCAGCACAACACUUGUGGGGAGACAUGCAAUACCUGCUGUCCUGGGUUCAAUCAGAAGCCCUGGCAGCCAGCAACAUCACAGCAAAGCAAUGAGUGUGAAGCCUGCAAUUGCCAUGGCCAUGCCACAGACUGUUACUAUGAUCCAAAUGUUGAAGACCAGCAUAAAAGCUUGAAGACCAAAGGCAUCCAUACAGGUGGAGUGGUCUGCAUCAAUUGUCAGCACAACACGGCAGGUGUGAACUGUGAGGAGUGUGCUGAGGGUUAUUAUCGCCCUAAUGGGGUUCAAGUUAAUGACACCUAUGGCUGCACCCCUUGCCAGUGUGAGGCUGGACGCUCAGAUGGCUGUGAACGGGGCUCUGGCCUCUGUCGCUGCAAGCCGAAUUUCCACGGAGACUACUGUGAGAAGUGUGCGGCUGGAUACUAUAACUUCCCGGUUUGUUCUAGAACUCCCAUUUUUCCAAUUUCUACUCCAAGUCCAGAAGAUCCAAGAGCUGGAAAAGCAAAAGAGUGUGACUGUAACUUGCAAGGUGUCCUCCCAAGAGUAUGUGACAACCAGAGAAGGUGCCUGUGCCGCCCGGGAGUGGAGGGCCCCCGAUGUGACACUUGUAGCAUGGGCUUCUACUCUUUCCCUCUUUGCCAAGCCUGCCAGUGUUCAGCCCUGGGAUCCUGCUGGACGUCCUGCAACCGGGUGACUGGACAGUGCGAUUGCCUGCCUGGGUUAACGGGACGGCAGUGUGACAGGUGCCUCUCAGGAGCCCCUGACUUCCCCCAGUGCCAAGGUUUCGGUGGAGGUUGUGACCCAGCUGGAACCGCCAGCUUCACAUCGGGGCAUUGCCAAUGCAAGGAUCACGUUGAAGGUUCUACUUGUAAUGUCUGCAAGCCAUUGUAUUGGAAUCUGGCCAAAGAAAACCCCCAUGGGUGUUCAGAGUGCAGGUGUCAUGAGGCGGGAACGCUGAGCCAAAUUGGAGAGUGUGGACAGGGAAAUGGGGCCUGUCUCUGCAAGGCCCAUGUGACUGGAAAUGCCUGUGACACCUGCCCUGAUGGAUAUUUCACUUUGAAAAAGCAAAAUUACUUUGGAUGUGAAGGGUGUCAGUGUGACGUUGGUGGGGCACUCACUCCCACGUGCAGUGAGCCCCACGGGGUGUGCAAGUGCCGGAAGCACGUGGUGGGGAAGACAUGCCAGAGGGCUGAAAGGAACUACUAUUUCCCAGAUUUACAUCACAUGAAGUAUGAAAUUGAAGAUGGCAUUGUACCUAAUGGCAAGAUCCUUCGGUUUGGAUUUGAUUACCAGGAAUUUCCUAGGUUCAGCUGGCGAGGCUAUGCCCAAAUGACUGCACUACAGGAUGAAGUAAAGGUGACGUUGGAUGUGGGGAAGGCAGAUCACUCCUUGUUUCAAAUUAUCCUGAGAUAUGUUAACCCUGGAACUGACGCAGUCUCUGGCCAUAUAACUAUUUAUCCAAACUUGACAAAGGAAGGUGUUACUCAAAGCAAAGAGAUCACUUUCCUGCCAAGUAAGCAGCCAGCCUUUGUGACCAUCCCCGGAAAUGGCCCUGCAGAACCGUUCUCAAUGACACCGGGGACGUGGGUUGCUUUUAUCAAGGCCAAAGGAAUCCUCCUGGAUUACCUGGUGCUGCUCCCCAGGGACUACUAUGAAGCAUCCGCACUUCGGCCCGUCGUCACAGAGCCAUGUGGCUUCCAAGGGAUUCCUCAGAAAAAUUGCUUGCUUUACCAGCAUUUGCCGGUGACCAGAUUCUCCUGUUUUCUGGCUGAGAAAGCCAGUACCCUCCUGCCAAGUAAUAUACAGAAACCCCUGACCCUGAGGAAGCCCAGCCGGGCACACCCUCUCAUGGUGGAUCUCAGCGGACAAGAGGUGGAGCUGCAUCUGCUGCUGCGCGUCCCACAGGCCGGCCACUAUGCCAUCUUGCUGGAGUACACCACCGAGACCAAAAACAUGUUUGUGCUUGAUGUGACUUUGAGGAGCUGGACGGACCUGGCAGGCCGAGUGAACAUAUACAGCUGCAAGUACAGCACCCUCUGUCGGAGCGCCGUGAUUGAUGGCCACAGGCGCAUCGCUGUGUACGAGCUGUCCAGGGACACGAACAUUCAGCUCACGCUGCACGAGGCCCGGUUCCUCCUGUAUCGGAUUUGUGUCAUUCCCAUCGAAGAGUUCUCAGCUGAGUAUCUGAGGCCUCAAGUCCACUGCAUCGCCAGCCACAGGGUGUUUGCUAAUCAGAGCCACACCUGUGUCUCCCAGGCCUACGAGACUCCUCCAACAGCCUUAAUUUUGAAUAUGCCCAAGGGGUAUCUCCUUCCUUCUGCAGACGGUGUUCUUGGAUUCACUUUGCAGGCACCACAGUACCAAGUGACCCUGAGAGGAGUCACACCACAGCAGGGCCCAUACGUCUUCAUCGCCCACUUUUACCAAGCAGCACACCCCCCGUUUCCAGUGCAUGUGUCUGUGGAUGGAGGGAAACGCUGGAUAGGUUCCUUCCAAGCUGCCUUUUGCCCCCAUGUGCUUGGCUGCCAGGAAGAAGUGAUCACCCAAGGCCAGGUUGAGUUUGACAACCCGAAUUCCGAGGUGGCCGUGACCGUGAAGGUUCCCAAAGACAAGUCCUUGGUGCUGGUCCGAGUUCUAGUGGUGUCUGCGGAGAAUUACAACCACCAAAUCAUACUUCAGAAAACAUUCCUGGACAAGUCCCCUGAGUUUAUCACCAAUUGUGGAAAAAACAGCUUUUACCUCAACCCCGAGACAGUCUCUAGGUUCUGUAAGAAUUCCGCCAGGUCGUUGGUGGCCUUUUACCACAACGGCUCCCUGCCUUGUGACUGCCACCCUGCUGGGUCCAUCAGCAGCCACUGCAUCGCCGAGGGCGGGCAGUGUCCAUGCCAGCCCAAUGUCAUUGGGCGGCGGUGUACCCGUUGUGCCUCGGGCUACUACGGAUUCCCAGACUGCAAACCAUGCAACUGUGGCCAGCACCUUUGUGACGAGACAACAGGUCAGUGCCUGUGCCCUCCCAACACCGUCCAGCCCCAGUGUGAGGCCUGUGAGGUCGACUUCUACAGCUUCCACCCCAUGGCCGGCUGUGAAAGCUGCGACUGCUCCCAGAACGGUACCCAUAGCUCCAUGAAGUGUGACCCAGUCACCGGGCAGUGCAGAUGCAGGUUUCCCAGAAUCACAGGGCGGCAAUGUGACCAGUGUACUUCUGGGUUCUACAUGUUCCCUGAGUGUUUGCCCUGCAGCUGCAGCCACGGUGGGACUGAGCCACAAGUGUGUGACAAGGAGACCAAGGCUUGCUUCUGUAAGGAAAAUGUAGAAGGUGAACAAUGUGACAGGUGUCAUGAAGGGUCAUUUCAUUUCGACCCAGCCAAUCCUAAAGGUUGUAGCGAUUGCUUCUGUUUUGGAGUGACUCAUCUUUGUACUGAAACAAAGGGUCUACACGUUAAGUUUAGGGAUAUGAAUGGCUGGCACCUGGAGACGGCAGAUGGUGUCAACAUCUCUGUCGCCUACAACCCAAGCAGCCAAAGUGUGGUUGCAGAUCUCCAAGAGCUGCCCUCAACAGUCCACAAUGUGUCCUGGGUCGCACCUCCAUCCUUCCUGGGGGACAAGGUUACCUCAUAUAGUGGCUACCUCACUUACCAAAUCAAAUCCUUUGGCUUACCUGAGGACAUGGUUCUUCUGGAAAAGGCGCCGGACGUGCAGCUCACCGGUCAACACCUCUCCAUCGUGCAUGAGAACCCUAAUAACCCACAGCCAGACCAGCACCAUAAGGUGGAAUUGCAGUUGAUAGAGGGAAACUUCAGGCAUGUUGGCAGUGGUGCCCCGGUGUCCAGGGAAGAGCUCAUGGUCCUGCUGUCUGGGCUGGAGAGGCUGAGUAUCCGAGGCCUCUACUUCACAGAGACACAGCGGCUCACCCUGAGCUGGGUGGGGCUGGAUGUGCUCAGCCACGAAGGAUCUGAGCCAGCACCUCUCGUGGAGAAGUGUACCUGUCCGCCAGGCUACAUGGGUGACUCUUGUCAGAGUUGCAGCCCUGGAUACUAUCGGGAUUACAGAGGCUUGUAUACUGGACUGUGCAUUCCCUGCAAUUGCCACGGACAUUCAAAUCGAUGCCAGGAUGGUUCCGGAAUCUGUAUUAACUGUCAGCACAGCACAGCCGGGGGGCACUGUGAGCGCUGCAAGGAUGGUCACUACAGGAAUGCUGCCCACGGACCCUGUAGGGCCUGCCCAUGCCCUCACACCAACAGUUUUGCCACCGGCUGUGUUGUGAAUGGCGGAAACGUGCAGUGCGCCUGCAAACUCGGAUACACAGGGGUGCAGUGUGAGAGGUGUGCACCAGGAUAUUUUGGGAAUCCUCAAAAGUUCGGAGGUAGCUGCCAACCUUGCAAUUGUAACGGCAAUGGCCAGUUGGGCUCUUGUCACCCCGUAACUGGAGACUGCAUAAACCAAGAACCCAAAGAUAGCAGCCCUGCAGAAGAAUGUGACGAUUGUGACAGCUGCGUGAUGACGCUCCUGAAUGACCUGGCCACCAUUGGCGAAGAGCUCCACCUGGUCAAGUCUCAACUGCAGGGCUUGAGCACCAGCUUGGGUGCCCUGGAGCAGAUUCAGCACAUGGAGACCCAAGCCAAGGACCUGAGGGUAAAUCCCCCCUGGGGCAGGAGAGAAUAUGAGAGUACUCAGGCUCAAGUAAAUUCCAGAAAAGCACAAACAUUAUAUAAUAAUGUUGACCGGACAAUCCAGAGCACAAAAGAGCUGGACAUGAAGAUUAAAAAUGUCAUCCAGAAUGUGCACAUUCUCUUGAAGCAGAUCUCCGGGACUGGGGGAGGAGGAGACAACUUACCCUCAGGCGGCUUUUCCAGGGAGCUGGCCGAAGCUGAACGCAAGCUGAGGGAAAUGCGGAACCGACACUUGGGGAAGCACCUUCAAGAAGCAGAAGCUGAGGAGAGAGAAGCGCAGCUCUUGCUGAACCGGAUAAAGAGCUGGCUGGAAACCCAGCAGGUGGGGGACAAUGGACUCGCUAAGAAUAUACAAGAGUCUUUAAAUGAUUACGAGGCCAAACUUCAUGACCUGCGUGCCAUGAUCCAGGAGGCAGCUGCCCAGGCAAAGCAGGCUGCUGGCCUCAACCAUGAAAACGAGAGAGCUUUGGGAGCCAUCAAGAGACAGGUGAACGAAAUUAGUUCCCUGCACAGUGAAUUCACCAAGUACCUGAGCAUAGCAGACUCAACUCUGAUACAGACCAACUCUAUGCUGCAGCUAAUGGACAAAAACUGGAAGGAAUAUGAAAACUUAGCAGCCACUUUAAAUGAAGCAAGACAGGAACUAAGUGACAAAGUGAGAGAACUCUCCAGAUCUUCCAGCCAAGAGUCCCUGGUGGUGCAGGCAGAAAAGCACGCACAGUCUUUACAAGAGCUGGCAAAGCAGCUCGAAGAGAUAAAACAAAAUGCCAGUGGGGAUGAGCUGGUACGCCGUGCCGUGGAUGCUGCCACCGCCUAUGAGAACAUCCUCAAUGCCAUCCAAGUAGCUGAGGAUGCAGCCAACAAAGCCACCAGCGCAUCUGAGUCCACCCUUCAGACAGUGAUAAAGGAAGAUCUUCCAAGAAAAGCUAAGACUCUGAGUUCUGACAGUGAUAAACUGUUAAAUGAAGCCAAGAGAACACAGAAGAAGUUACAGCAAGAAAUUAGUCCGGCUCUCAACAACCUACAGCAAGCCUUGAAUAUUAUGAAGGUUCAGAAAGAACUGAUAGACACCAACCUCACUUCCAUCCACAGAGAUCUUCGUGGGAUACAGAGAGGGGACAUUGACAGUACGAUCAGUGGUGCAAAAAGCGUGGUCAAAAAGGCCAGUGACAUCACAAGUGAGGUUCUGGACGGACUCAGCCCCAUUCAGACAGAUUUGGAAAGGAUCAAGGACAACUAUGAGAGCGCACAGAGUGAAGACUUCAACAAAGCUCUAACUGAUGCCGAUAAGUCAGUGAAGAAAUUAACCAAGAAACUGCCUGGUCUCUUGAGCAAGAUUGAAAGUAUCAACCAACAACUGUUGCCCCUGGGAAACAUCUCUGACAAUGUGGACCGAAUUCGGGAACUAAUUCAGCAGGCCAGAGAUGCUGCGAAUAAGGUCGCAGUCCCCAUGAGGUUCAACGGGAAAUCUGGGGUCGAAGUCCGGCUGCCAAGUGACCUGGAAGAUUUGAAAGGCUACACAUCUCUGUCUUUGUUUCUCCAAAGGCCUGACUCAAGAGAAAACGGGGGGACUGAGGACAUGUUUGUGAUGUACCUCGGAAAUAAGAAUGCCUCUGGGGACUAUAUUGGCAUGGCAGUUGUGGAUGGCCAGCUCAGCUGUGUCUACAGCCUAGGCAACCGAGUGGCUGAACUCCAGGUGGAUCAGAUCUUGACUGAGAGUGAGACUCAGGACGCACUUAUGGACCGGGUGAAGUUUCAGAGAAUUUAUCAGUUUGCAAGGCUUAAUUACACUGAAAAAGCCACCUCCACUAGACCCAAAGCGCCCCAAUUCUAUGACACUCAUAGUGGAAGUAGCAACACACUCCUUAACUUGGAUCCGGAAAAUGUUGUGUUUUAUGUUGGAGGUUACCCAACUGAUUUUCAACUUCCCAGUAGACUAAGAUUCCCUCCAUAUAAAGGUUGCAUUGAAUUAGAUGACCUCAAUGAAAAUGUUGUGAGCUUGUACAACUUCAAAAAAACUUUCAAUCUCAACACAACUGAAGUGGAACCUUGUAGACGGAGAAAGGAAGAGUCAGACAAAAAUUAUUUUGAAGGUACAGGCUAUGCUCGAGUUCCAACUCAAGCAAAUGCUUUCUUCCCUACCUUUGGACAGACAAUCCAGACCACCAUGGACAGAGGUUUGCUGUUCUUUGCAGAAAACCAGGAUCACUUCAUAUCCUUAAAUAUAGAAGAUGGCAGUGUCAUGGUGCGAUACAAACUGGACUCAGAGGCACCAAGAGAGAAAGGAAUUAGAGGCACCAUCAACAACGGGAAAGAUCAUUUGAUUCUAAUCAAAAUUGGAAAAAUGCAAAACCUUAUGAGAAUAAAUGUGGAUGAUCAGAAUAUUAGAAUUGAAGGGAAAAUAUUUGAUUUCAGCACAUAUUAUCUGGGCGGAAUUCCAAUUGCAAUCAGGGAAAGGUUUAAUAUUUCUACACCUGCUUUCCGAGGGUGCAUGAAAAAUCUGAAGAAGACCAGCGGUGUCGUGAGGCUGAAUGAUACUGUGGGAGUGACUAAAAAGUGUUCUGAAGACUGGCAGCUUGUGCGGUCUGCCUCGUUCUCCAGGGGAGGACAGCUGAGUUUCAGUAACCUGCACGUGCCGCCCCCUGGCCACUUCCAGGCCUCCUUUGGCUUUCAGACCUUUCAACCCAGUGGUGUGUUGCUACAUCACCAGACUCGGACAAGUAGCCUGCAGGUCACCCUGGAAGAUGGUCACAUUGAACUGAGCACCAAGGAGAGCAACAGCCCAAUUUUUACGUCUCCUCAGACGUACAUGGAUGGGUUACUGCAUUAUGUGUCUGUAAUAAGUGACACCUCCGGCCUCCGGCUUCUCAUUGAUGACCAGCCUCUCCGAAGUGACCAAAAGCUACAAGGCGUUUCAAAUUCCCCACAGUCCCUCCGCCUGGGUGGGAGUGCUUUCGAGGGUUGUAUCAGCAAUGUUUUCUUCCAGAGGUUUAUGGAGAGCCCUGAAGUCCUAGAUUUUACUAAUAAAUCUACCAAGAGAGCUGUGUCCCUGGGAGGCUGCAGUCUGAACAAACCACCUUUCCUAAUGUUACUUAAAGGUUCCACGAGGUUUAACAAGGCCAGGACCUUCAAUAUCAAUGAAAUGUUGCAGGAUGCACCAGCCGCCUCCCCCAGCAGCAUGGAAGUGUGGCGAGACUCAGAGCUUUGCUCACCCCCAGUUGGGGCCCAGAUCAGUCACAGAGCCCUCCAGUUUGGGGACAGUCCCACCAGCCACUUGCUAUUCCAGCUUCCCCAGGAGUUGCUGAAACCCAGGUCAGAGUUUGCUGUGGACAUACACACAACCUCCUCCGGGGGGCUGGUGUUUUACACGGGCGCCAAGAACUCCUUCAUGGCUCUUUACCUGUUGAAAGGACAUCUGGUCUUUGCUUUGGGGGCAGAAGGCAAAAAACUGAGGCUCAAAAGUAAAGAGAAAUACAAUGACGGGAAGUGGCAUACGGUGGUGUUUGGGCAAGAUGGCCGAAGGGGGCACCUGCACAUAGACGGGCUGAAGGCCCGGGAGGGCAGUUUGCCCGGAAAUUCCACCAGCAGCCCCAGAGCACAGGUUUACCUGGGGUGGUCUCCAUCAGGGAAGCCAAAGAAUCUCCCCCAAAACAGCUUUGUGGGAUGCCUGAAGAACUUUCAGUUGUCUUUAAAACCCUUGGAUUCCCCUUUGAUGAACUUUGGGGUGUCUCCUUGCUCAAGUGGCUCUUUGGAGAAAGGCAUUUAUUUCUCCCAAGGAGGAGGUCAUGUCAACCUGGCUAACUCUGUGCUGUUGGGGCCAGAGUUCAAGCUUAUGUUCAGCAUUCGCCCAAGAAGUCUUGUUGGGAUCCUGAUACAUAUUGGAAGUCAACGAGGACAGCACUUAAGUGUUUACAUGGAGGCAGGAAAGGUCACAGCCUCUGUGGACAGCGAGGCGGGCAGGAUAUUGACGUCAGUGACACCAAAGCAGUCUCUGUGUGAUGGACAGUGGCACUCAGUUGCAGUCACCAUCAAACAACACAUCCUGCACCUGGAGCUGGACAAGGACAACAGCUACACAGCAGGGGAACUCACCUUCCCAUCCCACAGCACCCAGGUGUCCCUACACAUUGGCGGUGUCCCAGCCAAUUUGAAGACAUUGAACCUCCCAGUGUGGGGGUCAUUUUUUGGCUGUUUAAAGAAUGUUCAAGUCAACCACAAGCCAGUCCCUAUUUCUGAAGCCAUGGAAAUCCAGGGCUCUGUUCGUCUGAACGGCUGCCCUGAGUACUAACCCGGACCUACCGCACAGGAGGAAACUCACCUGCAUGCCUCCCUCCACAACUCAAAGUCGUGCUUGACUCAAGACACCAUCGGGACGUGCGUACUGAAAAUCUGAUUUUGAACUCUGACCACAUAGACCCAUCAUUUUGGCAUUCAGUGCAACAUAUUAUUUCACACAAAAAUACCAUUUCUUGAAGAAGAUGAACAAAUUGUUAUUCAAAUAUGCACACAAUGCCUUAGAUAAUAUUUGUCACUACAAUUUGUGCCUUUCAUGGAACAUUUUCUCCACUUGUCAAAAAAUAAAUCUCUUUUUAAGCACUUUAAGAAUA
Heterocephalus glaber (naked mole-rat) is the source of this 10221-nucleotide messenger RNA. Lineage: Eukaryota; Metazoa; Chordata; Mammalia; Rodentia; Bathyergidae. The record is from RefSeq and is a predicted model, not a curated record.